UCUAUAUAAGGAGGAGAACAAGAGAGCAGGUGGCAUGAAUCCUUUGGGGUCUUGCUAUCUGCUUCCUCGUAGUACUUCAUUGAGAGAGACAUGGACACUGUACUAAGUACUACGCUGCUACUCAUGUUGGCAUGCUCCAUCGUGCAUGUUCUUCGUUCACUACAAGCAAGAAUGAGAAGAAAAUCAAACUACAAUCUUCCACCAGGACCCUCUCUUCUCACCAUCAUUAGAAACUCUAAACAACUCUAUAAAAAGCCACAGCAGACAAUGGCCAAGCUUGCCAAAACCUAUGGCCCCAUAAUGCGUUUCACCAUAGGCCAAUCAACCACCAUAGUAAUCUCCUCAAUAGAAGCCACCCAAGAGGUUCUCCAAACCCAUGACUCAUUAUUCUCGGACAGAACAAACCCCGACAUCACAACCUCGUACAACCACAACCGUUACAGCUUGGUUUUUCUCCCUGUCUCACCCCUCUGGCAAGAACUAAGAAAAAUCUGCCACGGAAACUUGUUUUCGGCAAAGACCCUUGACGCAAGCACGGACCUUAGGCGCAUGAAAAUGAAGGAGCUUCUUACCGAUAUCCGCCAAAGAAGCCUCAACGGCGAAGUGGUGGACAUUGGAAGAGCAGCCUUCAUGGCAUGCAUUAACUUUUUAUCGUACACGUUUCUCUCUCUGGAUUUUGUUCCCUCUGUAGGUGAUGGCGAGUACAAACACAUAGUGGGGACUCUGUUGAAAGCAACGGGGACACCGAACUUGGUGGAUUAUUUUCCAGUGUUGAGGGUGUUUGAUCCACAAGGGAUCAGGAGGCACACCACCAACUACAUUGACAAGUUGUUCGAUGUGUUCGAUCCCAUGAUUGAUGAACGCAUGAGGAGGAGGGGAGAGAAGGGUUAUGCCACUAGCCAUGACAUGUUGGAUAUCUUGCUGGAUAUUUCUGACCAGAGUAGCGAGAAGAUUCAUAGGAAGCAGAUCAAGCAUUUGUUCCUUGACCUAUUCGUUGCGGGGACGGAUACAACAGCCUACGGCUUAGAGAGAACAAUGACGGAACUAAUGCACAAUCCAGAAGCCAUGAGAAAAGCGAAGAAGGAGAUAGCAGAAACAAUAGGAGUAGGAAAACCGGUGGAGGAAUCCGACGUGGCAAGGCUGCCAUACCUGCAAUCAGUGAUAAAAGAAUCUCUGCGAAUGCACCCACCAGCACCACUGCUACUGCCACGAAGGGCCAAAACGGACGUGCAAGUCUGCGGCUACACGGUCCCACAGGGGACACAGAUCCUCAUCAACGAGUGGGCCAUAGGAAGGAACCCGGCCAUAUGGGAAGACGCACAUAGGUUCUCGCCAGAAAGAUUCUUGGACUCUGACAUAGACGUCAAGGGUCGCCACUUCAAGCUCACGCCGUUCGGGAGCGGAAGACGAAUUUGCCCUGGCUCCCCCCUCGCCGUUAGGAUGCUGCACAACAUGCUCGGUUCCUUGAUCAACAACUUUGACUGGAAGCUUGAGAACAACAUUGACCCCAUCGACAUGGACUUGGAUCAGUCCCUCAGGGCUAUCCCUGUUCUCGUAAAUGCCAACUAAUUCAACAUCAUCUGUAUGUUGGCAUGCCAUCCCAUGUACCUUUUUCUCAGAAACAGCAAACAGAAGCUUGAUUCUUUGGUUUGAAUGUUUCUCGUAUGUGCUAGCUUUGAUCCAGCUUGUUUCUUCCAGCCUGGGUUUAGGAUAAAUAAAUAACCAGGCUUUGAGUAACAUGAUGAUCAUUUAUUAUGUUUAUUAAUUGUUGCAGAAGAUAGGAGUCGUCUGAGUGUAGCUUUAAUCUAGCUAGUUUGAUUUGGCUUGUAGUGCCUCUUUGUGUUAGCCUUUGUAUGGGAUGUAAAACAGUGUCCUCUUGAAGGAAAGAAAAAAAAUAGUUGUUCUCUAUUGUUUCUA
Glycine soja is the source of this 1917-nucleotide messenger RNA. Its product is annotated as geraniol 8-hydroxylase-like. Lineage: Eukaryota; Viridiplantae; Streptophyta; Magnoliopsida; Fabales; Fabaceae. Gene Ontology annotation, molecular function: heme binding; oxidoreductase activity, acting on paired donors, with incorporation or reduction of molecular oxygen; iron ion binding. The record is from RefSeq and is a predicted model, not a curated record. The transcript is spliced from 3 exons. Bases 91 to 1569 code for a protein of 492 amino acids.